This is a messenger RNA of Ictalurus furcatus (blue catfish), 2504 nucleotides long. It is a transcript of the gene znrf2a, whose product is annotated as zinc and ring finger 2a. The transcript has 5 exons. Bases 728 to 1321 code for a protein of 197 amino acids. The record is from RefSeq and is a predicted model, not a curated record. NCBI's taxonomy places the organism in Eukaryota, Metazoa, Chordata, Actinopteri, Siluriformes, Ictaluridae.
CAAUAUCGAACGUCCGACGUCAAACCAACUUUAUUCCAGUAAAUUGACUUGCCUACAAUCAUCUUCCAUAUGGAAUCUUUUACGUUUUUAUAAUAACUAUCCCUUUCUUGUUAUACUUUUACAGUGGUAGGCGUGUCACAUUAUUGUGAAAGGGAUUUUCAGUAGUAACCGUAAGAUUUGUUUUUAGUGUUUAUGCUGCACUUCCGCGUUGACGUCACCUGACGCACAGAAAGGAGGAGGGCAAUCCGUGCUUUUCACACACAGACCAUAAUAACCUUCGACUCGUACCGUCUCCCUGAGCACCGGUCGCGCGGCUUGUUUUUGUUGGCGCCCCUAUUAUGUAGCGUCAGGACGUUUCAUUUCUAAUCAGUUCACACGGCUUGUUUUUGUUUGUUUGUUUGUUUGUUUGUUUGUUUUUACUGUGAGCGUAUAAGUUUGACGGAGGUUGUUGACAGUCAGCAGGCCUGUACACAGUUUUCACACCGUCGCAAAACUUAAGUUACGGAAGAGCAACUAGUGUGCAGCCAUGACCUUUUAUUUGACGCCAUGUAGCGACUCACUGUAGGAUUAUUUUCCACAUCUGGAGUUUAACCCCAUCCACAUCGGAGGUCAGACUGAGGUUUGACAGCUCGCUGUUUUGUUUUCCUUUUGUUUUCCUUUUGUUUUCAAGGGACGUUGUUUGGUUUUUAGGGCCCGAGCAGCGCGUCCUAAACAUAAACAGACUGAGAUGGGGCCCAAACAGAGCAGUCCGGCGGGUAGUGCUCGCCUCAGGGCUUAUUCAGGCUCGGAUGUGCCCACUUCCACCACCACAGCCGCCGGUUCCGGGAGCGCGAGCGCAGCGGCGAUUCGGUACUACACUGGAAACCAGCAGCAGGUCGGAGCGCGCGGGCGGUACGCGGCGGACGGCACGAGACCCAACUCGCUUUUUCAGUCCACCAUCAUAGCGCAAGGUAGCGGGACUCAAAGCGACGAUGACGCGGACGGAGAGCGAAGUCAAUCCGGUCCGAGGUUACUGAUAGGAUCGUUACCGGCCCACCUGUCUCCUCACCUGCUUAGAGCUGGAUUCAACUGUCCUGUGUGUUCAAAGUUUGUUGCUUCAGAUGAAAUUGACCUUCACCUUGUCAUGUGUCUCACCAAACCGAGACUCUCCUAUAACGAGGAUGUCUUGAUGAAGGACUCUGGGGAGUGUGCAAUAUGCUUGGAUGACAUGGUCCAGGGAGACACCAUUGCCAGACUGCCCUGCCUCUGUAUCUACCACAAAGGGUGUAUUGAUGAAUGGUUUGAGGUGAAUAGGUCAUGCCCAGAACACCCUACUGAUUAAACAAUUUCUAACAUUGCACAGGUUCUCUGAUUUCGUCACUGAAAACUGCACACCCUGUGAUCCAGAACCUCAGUGAUUUUACAAAGACCUGUCAUCACCUCAGAUUCACACCUGUGCCAAAAGACAAUUAAAACUGACUCAGGGAUCCUGCCCAUGUGUGAGAUUUUUUCUUCUUCUUCUUCUUCUUCCCCAUUUCCAUUUUAGCACACCAAAGGACAGCAGAGUGCAAAAACACACUGCUGUGUUGAACCAUUUGGGCUUCAGGAUGUAGCGUCACUGUAUUUACACUGGACACAUUUCUUUCCUCCUGAGUAAGAAACAUGUCUCAUGUGAACAAGGACAUUUCAGUCAUUGAACACAGCCACGUUGUAGACAUAAAGGAUGCUGGGUGAACUUGUACCCAAUUUUGGGAUAAUCAUUCUGUAAAUAGAGAUCUGGAGUAGCAACUAAUUUUCAACUCUCCAUUUAAAAGAAACGGUCCAUUUUCUUUUUUUUUCUAGUGUGGAGAUUACAUAGUUCGGUGCUAAAAUAAUCAAGUGCCGUUUUUUUGCUAAAAUGUGCUGCUAUGUUUCACAGGCAAUAGUUGUAAGUAAAUGAAAUUUUAUUAAAGCAUUUCUUUUUUUUUCCUUUAUUUUCCCUGUGAGUUUGGGUUCAGAAUUUCAUAGGAACAAGCUGUUCAAGGUAAACACAGAACUGAAAGCUCACUGUAAUCUGACCACUUAUUGUUGAUGCUUGUAGUUUUGACGUGUCCAAUGUCACAGUAUGACAUCGUAGAAGUUUUUGGCAAGUCAUUAUUUCAAGUCCAUGUUUUGAUUGUACACUUAAUAUAAGAAUGGCAUAGCCUUAUGUAAGGUGUGAAAUUUGUAGAAAUGUUAGUGUGAUUUUUAGUAAUGCCACCAGACCAAUAAGUUACAGUUAUCUGGAGAAAAAUCCACUUUGAUGAAUUGAAUAAAUAUUGUUAUAUAUGAGUUUGUAAGUUAGAUGUUAUUUGGUUAUUUGCCAGUUCAUUAUGAAAUACUACUGCAUAACUGUAAAAUUGCACUGAAGAGAAGUCUAACUUAAGUGCAAUUUCGAAAAAUUAUAAAUGUCCAUCAAAACCUUUUUUAAUAUUUCAUCACUGCAAAUCUGUAUUUGGCUCCUCAUCAAUUCAUGUCAAAAAUCACAAUAAAGCACUGGGAACCUG